UAAGGACUUUAUAUUAGAAACAAUAAUGAAAUAAUAUCUCUCAUAUACUAGCAUUUUAAAACUUCACCACAAAAAUAAGUACAAUACAUAUAAAUGAUACUUAUUACAACUUAUCAAACAUUCUACGACAAAAGAGAUCAUUCUAGAAUGAAAUUAAAUUCUUGCAAAUUUAUGAGAUUACAACCUAAGUUCAUGGUAGCACCACCUAUUAAAUUAAGGCAUAAAAAAUCACAUUUUAUCUCUUUUUAUGGUAUGGGUGUCUUCUUCUAAAUGAGGAAAUUGAUUUUUGAGGUUGAUAUUGCUUUGUCUGAUACUGUGCAAUAACCGGGGCCUCAUUUGCAGCUAACUUGUUGACUACAAAGUCAUCACCUGCUUUCAUGUUCUCCAUCAUCUUGAGUUUAGCCUCAAUAGAUUGGAUAGCUGUCUUUUUGCUUAAUUUGAGCUCCGGUUUAGCACCAGCAAGAACAGCUAUGCCAAGUUCCGGCUUUGGUUUCUCUUGUUCAUCAGUGUUCUUAGCAAACUUGACGCUUAUCCUCUUUGUUCCAAGCAUUUGGCCAUUGAGUGAGUUCAUGGCUUUGAUAGCAUCUUGUCUCAACUUGAAUGUAACAAACGCAAACCCCCGUGGCUGUCCCGCAUUGGGACCACUCCGAUGGAACAGCAUGUCAAACUUCUCGAUGUUUCCAUACGCACGGACCAGUUUCAGUAGUUGAUACUCAUUAACUCUGGUGUCAAGAUUUCCGAUCCAAAUUCUCUUGUCGGACACCUCGCCGUGCUGAAAGGGUUCGAGAUGCAAAGGUAGCGUAGCGUCCUCCAUGGUAUUUGUGUAGUGUUCUCGAAAAAUUCAGGAUCAACACUGCAGACUAAAACUGUCUCUUGAAAUAAAGAAGGACUAACACUAUAACUUGUUCAUUAUUUGUGUCGAUAUAAACAUUUUGCGGUAUGUAAUAGGACUUUUUCCACAACACAAAAAUAUGUGUACAAUACUGUAUCAAUCAAUCAAACUGACAGAUCUAAG
Spodoptera exigua (beet armyworm) is the source of this 1015-nucleotide messenger RNA. The record is from the annotation of a GenBank genome assembly. NCBI's taxonomy places the organism in Eukaryota, Metazoa, Arthropoda, Insecta, Lepidoptera, Noctuidae.